Gryllus bimaculatus (two-spotted cricket) is the source of this 287-nucleotide messenger RNA. The record is from the annotation of a GenBank genome assembly. Lineage: Eukaryota; Metazoa; Arthropoda; Insecta; Orthoptera; Gryllidae.
UUGGAGGCUUCCUUGAGUGUCACUGGAUACACUGUUAUCAACAGUUUCCGAACCAGGAUGCUCUGGUUCGUCACAUAGAAAAAAUGCACAUCGAAGUACGAAAAGGAGGCGAUGCAUUUUCUUGUUAUUGGCAAGGAUGCCCGAAGGCCUUUUCAAGACUGGAGAACCUGAAAAUCCACCAACGUAGUCACACUGGGGAGCGUCCGUACUCGUGCACUUAUUUAGGUUGCACAAAAGCAUUCAGCAAUAGUUCAGACAGAGCCAAACACCAACGAACACAUUAUGAC